UGCAAUGAAAAAUACCCUACAUUUCCAUUGUAGAACGGAAUCAAACUUUUACGUUCUCGAGACAUAUAUUUUGCAAAUCUCAAAUUAUCGGCAUCAGAAAGAAACAUGGAGAUGAAAUUGGUGGCGGAGGCGGCGGACGAGACGGCCUAUGAGGGUGACGGUGGAGGUUACUAUUCAUGGUCAACUUCCAAAUCUCCAUUGUUGAAGGAUUCAAAGCUUGGUGCCGGCAAGCUUCUCCUCCACCCUCUUGGAUUCGCUCUUCCUCACUAUGCUGAUUCCUCCAAAUUCGGUUAUGUUCUUCAAGGUGUGUGCACGGUUGGAUUGGUGACACCAAACAGUACCAAAGAAACAGUCGUAGUGAUUAAGAAAGGGGAUGUAAUUCCAUUGCCAAGUGGAGUGGUGUCAUGGUGGUUCAACGGUGGUGAAACUGAUUUGAUCAUUGUAUUCAUUGGUGAAACUACCAAAGCUCAAAUCCCAGGUCAAUUCACCUACUUUUUCAUGGCUGGAGUUCUUGGGAUUCUACGCGGAUUCCAAUCAGAUGUUGUUGCUAAAGUCUUCGGCCUGAACAACAAGGAAGCGGAAGAUAUUGCAACAAGCCAACCAGGUGCUCUGAUUGUUAAACUGAGGAAUGGAAUUGAGUUUCCCAACGCAAGUGAAGACGUUAAGGAGAAACUAUAUGGAGCCAUUGAUACUCCGGAACCGGAAGCGGAUGUGGUUGUGAAGGGCGGUGGAAUCAUCAAUUCCUUGACGGAAAAAGAUUUUCCGAUGCUUGUUGGGAUGGGUUUGAGUGCAAGAUUUGUGAGACUGAAAGGUAAGGCUAUAUUGGCACCAAGCUAUGUGGCAGACGGGUCGGUUCAAGCCAUUUAUGUUGCCAAGGGAAGUGGUCGGAUCCAGGUCGUGGGUGGUGAUGGAACUCCUAGUUUUGAUGAUGAAGUGGGAGAAGGGGAAUUGAUGGUUGUUCCUCAAUUCUUUGCUGUUACUGUGAUUGCAGAUGAGUGUGGAAUGGAGCUUUUCUCGAUCACAAAUACCUCCAAGCCUGUUUUCGAGCAACUAGCUGGAAAAGUGUCGGUUUGGAAGGCAUUAUCACCUGUGGUUUUACAAUCUGCUUUGAAUAUCAGUCCUCAACUGGAUCAAAUUUUCAGGUCGAAGAACACCGAAAGGUUGAUGAUUAUACCUCCAAGAUCUUAAGAAAUAUGGCUGGUGUAAUUAAGGGCAACGUUGUGGUUUGAAUUAAUAUUAAUUAAUAGCAAAAUAAAUGCAUGUACUUCGAUUUUCUGAUUUUAAACUUUAUUGUUCCAGUUGUUUGUAUAAUUGUAUUUGGUAUUUGGUUAUCAAUCGUAUCUCUUAUGUUAGUU
Lactuca sativa (garden lettuce) is the source of this 1355-nucleotide messenger RNA. Its product is annotated as 13S globulin seed storage protein 1. NCBI's taxonomy places the organism in Eukaryota, Viridiplantae, Streptophyta, Magnoliopsida, Asterales, Asteraceae. The record is from RefSeq and is a predicted model, not a curated record. Gene Ontology annotation, molecular function: nutrient reservoir activity.